AUGGUAGCGCGUCUGACUCCAGAUCAGAAGGUUGCGUGUUCGAUUCACGUCGGGUUCAAUUACCUAACCCAUAUCAUAAUAUUAGUAUCGUUGAUUUCAUUCUUUUGA
Molecule: messenger RNA, 108 nt
Organism: Spirodela intermedia
Lineage: Eukaryota; Viridiplantae; Streptophyta; Magnoliopsida; Alismatales; Araceae
Source: the annotation of a GenBank genome assembly